Messenger RNA from Pygocentrus nattereri (red-bellied piranha), 5319 nucleotides. Its product is annotated as inactive ubiquitin carboxyl-terminal hydrolase 53. The transcript has 18 exons. Bases 821 to 3871 code for a protein of 1016 amino acids. Gene Ontology annotation, molecular function: cysteine-type deubiquitinase activity. Gene Ontology annotation, biological process: response to auditory stimulus; protein deubiquitination; sensory perception of sound. The record is from RefSeq and is a predicted model, not a curated record. Lineage: Eukaryota; Metazoa; Chordata; Actinopteri; Characiformes; Serrasalmidae. Gene Ontology annotation, cellular component: cell-cell junction.
AGUUUCAGGUGGCCGCAGUCAGAAACACAGAGCUGGAGCUCCCGGAACAACACGAACCACAAAAGUAACGUGUGAGGAGAAAGACCGCGACGCGGGGGGAGACAGAGAGAAGAGACCACUUCAGCCUGAAAGAGGGGCCGUUUAACGUUUUAACGACUUUUUUUUUUUAUUAACGCGCUCAUUCUCGUGAAGACUCGCCUCUUCCGCCUCGGACUCCUCGCUGUUCACUUCAGCUCACGGCUAACUCCACACUGUGGACGCGUCUGGAGCCAUUCACGCUGGAAAGACGCCGAACUGUGGGAGAACUGCUUCUGACAGCCUUCCUAUGAUUCGAUUUCAUUGUGUGUUGGAUGCACUUCUGCCCGAGUGAUUGAGAUAUGGAUGACCCUUUUGAAAGUUUAUUUGAUUUCUGCUGACUUUCGAUGCGAGCUCUUAAAAUAUGCUCAAAGGCAAUGAAGUGCCACGUGUGACCAAUGCCUUUCUGAAACCUCUUUCCUAAGAGCCAGCUGACUUCAUCUGCUUGAAUAAGAGAAUGAUCAAAGCAGCCACUUGAUGACGUAAGCCUCCUAUUGUUGUAUUGACCUCCAUUUGUUUUUAAUUGCUUGGACUUACCUUGGAGAGAGAACUUUUGGAGGAUCCCAAGAGGCACCUGCCUCAUCUCUGAAGCAUUUGUGAAAUUCUACUCUCAUGUUCAACAAUACUUCAGCUCCUGCUUGUGGAAUUACAUAGCCUCCCAUUGAUGAGGCACUUCUAAUUCAAGGAAAUAAAACCUGCUUCAUCAAGAGACUUUCUUAACUGGAAGGCGGACCCUUAUUGUCCAAUGGCAUGGGUAAAGUUCUUCAGGAGACCUGGGGGCAAUCUUGGCAAGGCUUACCAGCCGGGGUCUAUGCUAUCCCUGGCUCCCACCAAGGGACUGCUCAAUGAGCCAGGACAGAAUAGCUGCUUCCUUAACAGUGCAAUACAGGUGCUAUGGCAGCUUGACAUCUUCAGACGGAGUCUGCGACAGUUGCCCACCCACUACUGCUUAGGGGACUCCUGCAUCUUCUGUGCAUUAAAGGGAAUAUUCUCUCAGUUUCAACACAGCAGAGAGCGAGCACUACCCUCAGACAACUUACGGCAUGCCUUAGCAGAGACUUUUAAGGAUGAGCAGCGCUUCCAGUUAGGCUUCAUGGAUGAUGCUGCAGAAUGUUUUGAGAACAUUCUGCAGAGGAUUCACCUUCAUAUUGUUCCUGACGCUGAAGCGGAUUCCUGUACAUCUCAGUCCUGUAUCACACACCAGAAGUUUGCCAUGACACUUUAUGAACAGUGUGUAUGUCGAAGCUGUGGGGCCUCGUCUGACCCUCUGCCCUUCACCGAGUUAGUGCAUUAUGUUUCUACCACAGCCCUCUGCCAACAGUUCUUUGAGAGGAGAGAUGAAAGGCUGCGCUCUGACAUGUUUGGGGAGCUGCUGCAGGCAGCCAGCACCAUUGGAGACCUGCGCAACUGCCCAAGUAACUGUGGUCAGAGGAUCAAGAUUCGACGUGUGCUGAUGAACUCUCCUGAGAUCGUCACUAUUGGUUUUGUGUGGGACUCUGAGCAGUCAGACCUGACGGAGGAUGUCAUCAGGUCACUGGGGCCAAACCUCAGCCUUUCAGGGCUCUUCUACCGUGUCACAGAUGAACAUGCCAAGAAGAGUGACCUGCAGUUGGUUGGAAUGAUUUGCUAUUCCAGUAGACACUAUUGUUCCUUCGCCUUCCACACAAAGUCUUCCAAAUGGGUCUUUUUUGAUGAUGCCACAGUCAAAGAGGUGGGCACUAGGUGGAAGGAUGUGGUUACUAAAUGUAUCCGAGGACACUUCCAGCCUCUCCUGCUGUUCUACUCCAACCCUGAGGGCAGUGCAGUGUCCGUAAACGACGCCUCUCUAUCUACAAACACUACUAACAAUCACAAGAGCCCUGUCAAUGGUGACGUCCCAGGCACUCCACAGCCGGGCAGUAAGAAGCUGGAAUUGACCCGAGAGAACCUCGCUGCACUAUUGUCGGGUCAUGCCACUUUAAAGCAGAAGAGCCAGCCCCUGUCUGCAUUCAGCCGUGGCAGCAACCAGACCAGCGGUGGCAGAGGGCCAGUGAAGAUAAGUAGUGAUCCAAAGGGUUACUUCCGAGAGCUCUCCAGAGGGAUGGCAAGAGAAGCCCGCAACAUCAAUAUUAUGAAGAAAGACUCUGACAGAUCACAGCACAGGCCAGAAACACUGAGAGACAGAGAUGCAGCCUCAGACAGGACCUAUUCACGCUCGCUGUCUCCUCCUGAGAAUGGAUUCAAACAUGUGGAGUCACGAUUCUACAGCAGUCAAGGCAGGGGCCCAACACGGGCAGAGCGCCCAACCUAUACAAACAGCCGUGCAGCACACCCGCCACGAUCACACUCCCAGCCACGCGUCCCUGUCCACCCUCCGAGGGUUGACCUCUCCAAUGGUUAUGACACAGACAGCAGUCAGGAUUCACGAGAUCAGCCCAAUGGAGCAUCGCGCAGCCGCCGCCCCCGGGCCUGGAGGCCUAUGAGAGAGGCCCUGAAUGUAGACAGCAUCCUCAGCAAUGAUGAUGACCGACCUCUCCCCGGCCUGCGGCGACAGACCCCCAGACAGGACAGGACACACUAUGAGUGCGAUGCAGCUUGGUCUGGACGAGAAGAAGGCAAAUCAAAAAGUUUGAUGACCAUUUAUGAAGACGAACAGCGGCUCGAGUUGGGUAGCCGGAGCUCCCUGGACUCAGAAGGCCGUGAAAAGGAGAGAACUAAAGGUACAAUUAACAGUCUCAACGUAAGAAACGAUAACUGGAAGAUCCAGCGAACAGAGUCUGGCUAUGAGAGCAGUGACAGGCUCAGCAACGGCUCAACUAACUUGGACUCUCCUGUGGUGGAGAAUUUAGGCAGCAAAGAGCUCCGGCCCAUUCCUGAGGUACACAUGUCCAGGGAACUGAAUCACCUUCGGAGGUACGAUGAAUCAAAGGCAGACAUCUCACAGACACCAGUUUCCUACGGCAAACCUGAUAAACUUCAGUUGAGUCCCAGCAUUAAAAGACGAGCUUUUCAUAAUUUGCCUGCUAAUUUGGAGAGAAUAGAAAAAUCAGCAGAUGAGAUGGACGAUGGCCCAGUGUCUCCUUUCUUAAACAAAACUAGCAGCUCUGAAUGGAACAGCUCUGAUGACCUGGCUGGUCCUUUAUCUGAGCAGGAGGACGCGUUCUCUCGCACUGAUGAUACAGCUCCUUUUGUUCUUCAGCAUCCCUUCCAGAGUCCUCACCAAUCCUCAGCUCCACCACUGCCCCCCAAAACUCACAUUCUAAGAGUGGAAAACAGAAGGGGCCUGAUCCACAACUCUGCUGCGUUCAUACCCCGAUCUCCACCUCGUAAAGGAGCAACUUUGUCUAGUAGGAGUCCUCAGAAAUGGCUAGAGAACUCUAUUGAACCAAACAUGCACUCCUCAUCAGACUCCAGUUCCAAAUCUGGUUCUUCUGACCAGGAAAGGAAUGAUUUGUCCACCAGUGAGAGUGAGGAGAAGUGCCCUACAAUGUCUAAGCCUCGGCUUGAUUCCCCCACUACAGGAGACAGUGCAAUCCCCACCACCUACUUUUCUGUUGAUGGCUGCAUGACGGACACUUACCGAGCAAAGUACCAUAAGAAAAGGCCUGCUCUUCAUAUGAACACAGAUUCUAAAUCAGGAGAACACACGUCGUCUGGAGAAAGCGAUCAUGGGGAAAGGGCUUCUCCAGCACCUUCAGACAUACAGAUCCCAGAGCUCCUCAGAACAAAGCAAGAAACAGCCCAAAUCACCAGUAAACCGAUAGUCAAAUGGAAUCCUGUUUCUAUGAAAGGAUUGGAUGAACACGGCUUCCUAUGACAUCAAACGUCAGUUCCUGUGGACAUGAUGGUGGAAAUGUGAAAUUCAGAGAUCUAAUGCCAAAGAGAUUGAUUGAUCCUCCAAGUAGAUACUGGAGUGGAUUACAUUACAUUCAUUCAAAGAGCAGUUCUAUGGCAGUACGAAACAUUUUACUGGUGCACAUGAGCCAUAGGAGAAUGAAACUGUACAUGUAGGUUCGCUCCAGUAAUGUUUUUGAAUAAUGUGAGCCAUUGAAUGUAUCAGGAUGCAGUAAACUAAAACUAGGACCAAGAUCUGGAUGAUCUGCUGUGUUUGCACCACUGUACUCAUUGAGGAUUACACUGCAUUUGGAUAAUUAUACACAUGGAGAAUAUUUCCUUUGUGACAAAUAGUGGAUUUCUUUAGAAUGGUCAAUGAUUUGGGUUUUGUUAAUUUUUUUUUUGUAUUGAUGGCCAUUUGCAAAGGUGAAGCAAAUACUGCUCGAUGGCCUUCCUUCCUGAGGUAUUUUAAUAUUGGACCUACAUUGUUUUUGUUUUGAAAUAGUUGGCUCAAAUUCUCAAAUUUUAGAAUGGAAACAUGUAUUUCCAAAAGGAAACACUACAUGCCAAGGCAAAAGCAUUCUUUACUUUUAAUGCAAGUUAAUGUGAAAUGAUUUCAUUCCAAGCUAUAUGUUGGAGCAUCUUUAGUUCAGUUAUCAAUUUUCACACAAGGACAGCUGCCGUGCUCAAAUGUAGGGGGAAGGAAAAAAGUUUUUUUUUGUGGCAGCAACAAGAUGUUAAGUCUAGAUACACUAAGCCAGUCUAAGGCAUGUAUCAGUCUAGCAUUGAGUAAAUAAGAAAUAUUGGUGUCUCAUAUCUGAAGACAUAUAGGUUGAAUUUGGAGGUAUUGGCGGGUAACAGUGCAAACUCUCACAGUUCUACUGUGGCUACAGUCCAAUUAAUUUGAAUAAAUACUACACCUCUGUUAGAAUGGUUCAAUUUCUUUGCAUUUAGAUGUGGUGGUCUCCUUAAACUGGCGAAUUUGCACAUUUUUUGACAAAGUUCACGAGCAUCCCAACAGUAGAUACCAUUGGUUCUUAACCUCUUUUGUGUGCAAAUAUACUAAGUUGUACAUAAAUUCACAUUUGGCGAUGUUGUCUUAAGACGGUCUAAAAUAUUUGCUUGUAUGUGUUAAGUUUUUAAUUUAGUCCUAAAUAUAUGGGUACAUUGUAUUGGUUUAUUUGAAUGUGAUAUACUUUUUGGUUCCAAAACUUAUGAUGUACAUUUUUCAUAUUUUAUUUUUGUUACAUACAAUUACAUUUUGUACAUUCCUAGGCAGACACUACUUACCAGUGCCUUAUUUUGUAUGUAAACAGAACUGAUAUCCUGAAUAAAGCUGAUUUAUUUGUAAUUAUUAAAAAAUGUUUUAUAUAAGAUGAAUUCAUUUCUAUUGAUUAACAACUGUUAAAUAAAAAGCUUUUCAUUUGAUCA